AUGGUUGAUUCAGCAAAUGGGGGCGCAGCCCCGAUCCCCAUCACCGUUGAGUUUACCGGCGGACUUGAGAUCUUGUUUUCCAAUCAGCGCAAGCACAAAAUCAUCAUGCCUGGCCGCCUGGAUGAUGGGAGCGUGCCCAAUAUCUCAAAUCUAGUUCGGUAUCUGGUUGACAACUUGAUGAAAGACCAAAGGAAGGAACUAUUUAUAAUGGAGGACAAUGUCCGGCCAGGAAUCCUUGUCCUGAUCAACGACGCCGACUGGGAACUUGAAGGCGAAGAAACGUACGAAUUACAGGCAGGAGAUAACAUUGUUUUCGUUUCGACGUUGCACGGAGGCUAG
Molecule: messenger RNA, 339 nt
Organism: Penicillium odoratum
Lineage: Eukaryota; Fungi; Ascomycota; Eurotiomycetes; Eurotiales; Aspergillaceae
Product: ubiquitin-related modifier 1
Exons: 3
Coding region: 1-339 (112 amino acids)
Biological process (GO): protein urmylation; tRNA thio-modification
Cellular component (GO): cytoplasm; nucleus
Molecular function (GO): protein tag activity
Source: RefSeq, a predicted model, not a curated record